AUGGAGAGCAAUAAUCCAAUUUACCAGUGGCUUUCCACUGUGGAGGACCAGGAACAAACCGAGAACCAGGAACAAGUGAAGGAUACAGCUCUUGAAGCGAGCAUACCACGAAUCCGGAUCCCACUUGAGGUAUCUGAUGACGUGCGUGGGAAUGGACAUCCAGCUAGCAGGAAGAGAGAUUCAGACCACCUCAAGGAAAACGAGACCAUACCAGGAAGUGAAAGUCAUAAGAGAUCUCGAAAUUGUUACGAGCUAAGGCCCAGAUACAAGACUCGCGAGGAUCGCUAUGAGUACAAAGGCCCAUCAUCGGCGGUGGAGACCCAGUCGCAGUCUCGCAAAGGAAGAGCCAAAAAGCCCAGGGGCAGAAGGCACACCAUGAAUGAUGACUUCCAUGCUAUCAAUGUCACAGGAAACAGAUUGACACUGCGCAGCAAUACGAACCUGGGUAUAUUCAGCAAGGGCCGGUCUUCUUCUACAACUAAUCACCACAGAAAUACCCCGUCUAUCGCUCUUGCAAAACCUGCAUCAGCCACAAAGUCUCAUAAGUAUGUUGCAGAAUCUGAUCUUGCCUUUUCUGAGAUGAACUUUCUGUCCCGGAGGAAUAACCUCAGCCCCUAUCCCACGUCUACUGUCAGAGACAGUCUGGAUGGACAGCAUGAGAGAGAGUACUACCCACAAGAGCUACAGUUCGACGACCCUGCACAUGACUCCAAACUCGACACGUCUCACUCAGACAACAAGUUGCUUGAUGUGGAACGUCAACAUGACGCUUUGAUCAUGCCGCGGUUCACAUUUAAAGAGGUGCCCGUCAGCGAGAUUUCGCCAGUUUCCGGCCGCUCUCGGAGUGCUUCCCCCGUGCCCCACAAUAAAAGAAGGAAGAUAUCCAAAGAAUCUUCAUCUAUUCCAUACACUUGGACCGAAACUGAGGUCGACAACACGGAACAAAGCGAUGCUCUCGAACAACACCUGCUGAACCUGCUGCAUGUCGGAGUCUAUCCCCAAGCGCUAUGCUCCGAGAUCACAGAUAUUGUCUUGACCAGACGAUAUUGGAGUCUCGCUGAAUUAUGGGAGCUGCUAGAGGAGAGAAAGACAUCAUGGUCAAACGAAGCCGACAACAAAAAGCGAGCUUCACCCGAAUCCAACUUAGGCCAACUAGCUGCAGCCGAAGCCGCUCCAGAAGAGGUUCCUGAGAUCAUUGCACCGGACAUUUUGGAUAUUCCCAAUGCCGGUAGUGUACAGAACGAAACGCCCAAACAAUCCCCGGAUUCGAACGUCGCUGGUGAAACAGCUUGCAGUGUGAACAACGGUCCACCCCAGCAACCUUCGGUUCUUGAGCAACAAGACGGACCACAUGAAGCUUCAGAUAAACCGGGCUGUCUAAACCUGCAAGCUGUCAUGAUAUCAAACAGGCUAGAUCGUUUCAUAGACACCUUGAAUGAAGAUCAGUGUGAGCCUUUCCAUCAGGAAUCAGCAGAAGAUGCAGUCCUUUUUCCUGCAUCCGCAGAGGUUGAACAGCCGCACAUGUCUGACAUUGAAUUUUAUGAGCUGGGUCGAGUCGAUGAUGAUGUGUUCUAUCGCACUCUGGAUGCUGCUUACUGUGCCAUCGUGCGCCCUGAAGUUGCGGCAGAAGUUGCAUCGGACUUACAGCAGCUACUUGAAUCACCUGAACUCAAUGGCAAUGAUCUCCCGAAUACUCCAGAGUCGACUAGUAUGCGUGACUCCGAUAUUCCUACCCGACGGGUAGAGGAGGGAGAGCUAGAGCAUUUGGUAACGGUUUCCCAAGACGUCAUACAAGACCGGUAUGAUGAAAGCCCACCUGAGCCUUCUUGGCAACAAAAGCUAUCUACGAGCCAUUCGAAUGGUCCUUGUGUUGACCAGAACAAUGAUUUGCCAUGGCUGGCUACUGGUUACGGCCAGUCACAACCGCGCGCGUCAACUGGGAUUGAUGCGGGACAGACUCAGCCUCCGGGAUUAUCUGACUUCUGGCGACAGAACAGACUCUAUUGA
Penicillium egyptiacum is the source of this 2007-nucleotide messenger RNA. The record is from the annotation of a GenBank genome assembly. Lineage: Eukaryota; Fungi; Ascomycota; Eurotiomycetes; Eurotiales; Aspergillaceae.